Messenger RNA from Poecilia latipinna (sailfin molly), 3110 nucleotides. RefSeq names its product protein SOGA3. The coding region runs from base 366 to 3026 and encodes 886 amino acids. Lineage: Eukaryota; Metazoa; Chordata; Actinopteri; Cyprinodontiformes; Poeciliidae. The record is from RefSeq and is a predicted model, not a curated record. Gene Ontology annotation, biological process: regulation of autophagy. The transcript is spliced from 7 exons.
UGUGGUGCCUGGUGGUGACCUCAGUUUGGUUCUGCGGAGAUCCGAAAGUCCAGCCAAAAGGGAAAAGGCGAGCGACCAAACUUCUUUCGUAUUUUUGUGGAGUUGAUGUUCUAUCUGGAAAGUCAAUUUUUGGUGGAAAUCUUUGCUGUAGACAUUUUUGUUUUUAUUUUUUUAACGAGAGAUGCAUUUGGACACUACUGGAGAAAAGCGGCAUCUAGUGGCGUCUUUAUGCAAGUUGAAACUUUAUUCAUUAAACGUUAACAUUUCUACUUUCUACAUUAUAUACAGCAAUUUAAUGUAUUUUUGAUUGUUUAUAUUAUAAAUUUGGGGGAUGUGUGGAAUUGAUUUAAGUAGCAGCGCAAAUUAUGCCAGCCGCCAGUGGCGCUGCAGAUCCUUCCACAACAUUAACAGCUGGUAAACGCUCAUGGGGACGGAGCGGAGCUCAAGAUGGAGCGAGCAAGCGUGCUGCCAAACAUCCGAACAGGUCCAGGUCCUGCCUGAGGGCGGAAAGAGGCAGAGACACCGAGGCGGGGAAAACCAGAUCCGCGGACGGCCGAGAGGGGGAGCCCGAGAGGUUCGGCAGAGCAGCUGUCCAGCCAGUUGGUGCUGAGGCUGAUCUCACGCCGAACAGGGCGGAUGCUGCCAGAGUAGAUUCACCAGCACCACCGGGUUGCCGCUCUGCCACAGGCACACCCCGCUUCAAACACCGCGCUGACCAACAAAUCCUGCCCAACAAAUCCUCUCCUCUGAGGACAAAGGAGGAAAGCGGGCAGCGGGAGACGAGAAGCGGCGCCGCCGGGGGCUGCGGAGCGGGCCUCGACUCGGGCUGGCGGAGAGAAGGAUGCUUUCAGGCUGAGCCGAUUCACUCUCAUCCGCACAGGAGACUGAAAAGGAGAAGCGUGAAGAUGCAGACCGAAACGGAGGGCGCUGCUGGGGUGGAGGCCGCGCAGGGAGAGCCGGAUCCGGCUGCGGGGGAGACGGAGGAGGCGUCCGUGACACAGCAGGACCAGGCCCUGGAAGAGGAGAUAGAGAGGCUUCUGGAGGAAAAUGAUGAUCUCAAGUGUGAGAUCGAGGAGAUGAGGGCCGAGAUGGACGAGAUGCGAGACACCUUCUAUGAGGAAGACACAUGCCAGCUGCAGGAAAUGAGGCGUGAGUUAGAGCGGGCCAAUAAAAACUGCCGGAUCCUGCAGUAUCGACUGCGCAAAGCCGAGAGGAAGCGGCUGCGCUACGCCCAGGCGGGAGAGAUUGAUGAAGAGCUGCUGAGGAGCCUGGAGCAGGACCUGAAGGUGGAAGCCGACGGUCCUUCCUCCUCUGACGCUGUCAUGGCAAAGCAUUUGACGGAGUUACUAGUCCUGCUGCUAAUUCUGUUGCAGGUGGCGAAGGACGUGUCGGUGCGGCUGCACCACGAGCUGGAGAAGGUGGAGGAGAAACGGACGAAGACAGAGGAGGAGAAUGAAAAACUGAGACAGAAGCUCAUAGAGGUGGAGGUGACCAAACAGGCUCUACAGAAUGAACUUGACAAAACCAAAGAGUCUCAGAAGCGAAGGGGAAGCAAAGAUGUCCAGAAGGCUGACAAGAAGCCAACACAGACUCCGACUGAGGAGGAAAACGACGACCUGAAGUGCCAACUAGCUUUCAUCAAAGAGGAAGCCGUGCUUAUGAGGAAGAAGGCGGCCAAGAUCGACAAGGAAAAGGACUGCCUGGAGCAAGAGCUGCAGAAGUAUCGCUCCUUCUACGGAGAACUGGACAGUACCCAUCCCAAAGGGGAGGCCGGGGGUCCGCCCACCACCCGCGAGUCAGAGCUGAAGCUGCGGCUUCGGUUGGUGGAGGAGGAGGCCAACAUCCUGGGGAGGAAGAUAGUAGAGUUGGAGGUUGAGAACCGAGGUCUGAGGGCUGAGCUGGAUGACCUCCGCGGUGACGGGGAUGGUGCCGGGAGCUCUGGGCGCGGAGCGACGGGUGGGUCGGGCGUGGGACGAGGUCUGGGCGAUGAUCUGACCGAGCUCCGACAGCAGCUGCAGCUGGUGGAGGACGAGGCCGAGCUCCUGAGGAGAAACCUGGCUGAUGCUGAGGAGCAGAACAAGAGGGUGACAGCAGAGUUGAACAAAUGGCGCUUCAAGGCCGGGACCCACGAGGGAGGAGCCAGGCACGGUGGAGGGGGUUCAGGAAGUGCAACGCCCGAUGGAGCCAAAUCAGAAAAUCUGCAAGAGGAGCUGAAAGCUGCAAGGCUGCAGAUCAAUGAUCUCAGUGGCAAGGUAAUGCAGCUUCAGUAUGAGAACCGUGUGCUCCUCUCCAACAUGCAACGCUACGACCUGGCUUCCCAUCUCUCCCUGCGGCCCAGCCCACGAGACAGCGACGCAGAAAGCGACGCGGGCGGGGCGACGAGCGGCCGCCGCGAGAGCGACGAGGACUCCACCUCGUCCCGCUUGCUCCCUCCUCAUCGCAAACGGGAGGGCCCCGUGGGCGGGGAAAGCGACUCGGACGAGGUGAGAAACAACAACGGCAGCAGCCGAUGCAUGACGCCCACGAGGGGCCUCCACACCCCACCGGGUCCCGAGGGCUCCGCCUCCUCUGCCUUGGCUCGCUUCCUCCCUGGCGGUCGCUGUAACCUCCGCGACAGGCAACAGCUGAUUGACAUUCGCGUGGAAGCGGAGAGGCUGGUGCGCACCAUCGACAGGCUCAUUGCCGACACGGCCACCAUCAUCUCCGAGGCGAGGGUGUACGUUUCCAAUGGCGAUUUGAUGUUCGGGAGGGUGGGGGAGGAGGGCGGAGAGGACGACGGGAGCAGGAUCAGGGAACAUGAACUACUUUAUCGCAUUAAUGCCCAGAUGAAGGCCUUCCGAAAAGAGCUGCAAGCUUUCAUUGACAGACUGGAGGUGCCAAGGCUCGAGGACAGAGAGGCAGAGGAGCCGCUGUCGAUGUUCCAACCAAUCAUUUUGCUCAUCCUUAUACUCGUCUUAUUCUCAUCCCUCUCUUAUGCCACUAUCUUUAAACUAGUCUUCCUGUUUACUCUGUUCUUUGUUCUGUGAUAUAAGCCAUCCUAUGUUCAAAUCAUCCCUGUUUGUGUUUGCUAUGUUGAUUUCAUUUUUCUUCCACCCCCUCCCACUCUCCUU